AUGGCGACCUGGAGCCUCCACAACCCCCGUGCCGGCACGUCAAGGACAUCCUACGCAGGCAGCAGGUGGCUCUCGCGGGCCGUGCUGGGCUAUGGGCUAUGGCUGGGUGUGGAUUGUCCUUUUUUUGGCGCCUCUCGUCUCUUGUCUCGCGCCGUCUGCCCAUCUUGCCCGUCUGGCUGGGACGGCCGAGAUCUGACCUGCACGCGCAGAAACGAAUGUGCCAGUCGUGCCUGGCCCAGCCCAGCCCAGCCCGGCUUCAGGCUGCAUGCUGCUAUGUUGCUUGCUUCUAUUGCUGUCAUUGCUGCCUUUGCUGCCAUGGCUGCUCAUGCUGCAUCCAGUAUUGACUGUAUUGAGAUUGAGGCGAGAUGA
Molecule: messenger RNA, 369 nt
Organism: Diaporthe batatas
Lineage: Eukaryota; Fungi; Ascomycota; Sordariomycetes; Diaporthales; Diaporthaceae
Exons: 3
Coding region: 1-369 (122 amino acids)
Source: RefSeq, a predicted model, not a curated record